AUGGCUCACAUCUCUAACUCAAUCUCGUCUGUCGCCACGCUGUUCGCGGGUUCCGGGAGCGCUGGAGAAAUUACCAGUUCAGUUCACGAAAAUGUCGGCUUUCGAUUCGUCCUAGACCGAACUGUGCGAACCUUGUCAGCGAACAAUGUCCCUAUCUCUCGCCAGACAACAGGUCUAUUGUUUGUACCGACGCUGUCUCCAGAUGACCCAUGCAAUGAGGUUCUUGACGCAUAUAUCCCAGAGACUGUCAUCCGUCUGGAGGACAUCGUGGCAUAUGACUAUCCAUAUAUCGGUAUAGCACCGUGGUUAUCUGUGGAAUGUGCUCAGUCGUUCUUGGCAGCUUCGAGGAAUGCCGACGUGGAUGCUCUCAUUUUUUUCAAAAUCGAGAACGAGUCAACCAUUCCACCGGGUGUGGAUGAUGAGAGCUGGAGCCUCAAUGACCACGAGCAAUGGAAAGACGAGAACCAGUAUCCAGUUUACGCGAUUCCCGGGCUUGCGGCUGCGACUCUGAUACAUGACCUAGCAUGGGUCUCCAACAUAGGAACAUACCCUACUCAUCCAGACAGCGAAGCGAUUUCUCUUAUUGAAAAGAGUGACAUUAAACUGUUUGUGAUGAUUUCCAACGAGAAGCACUCGGACUCGCACGUUGUCCGCUCCGGGAUUAUUGCGAGUUCUGUUGUCGGAGCUGCUGUCCUCGUGAUUAUUGCGUGUGCCGUUCUCUGCAGAGCACGGUGCAUACGAAGACGUGUGGGGCAUACAUAUACUGAAGGCUUUGGGAUGAGGAUGAUGCUCCGACAUACUCCACCUCCACUAGCAGCAGUCGUACAGCAGCGGCUCCCAAGCAGAACGCCGCCAGAAAUUGUUCAUCAAAUUCCCCUUUUCAGUUACGACGGAGCAGAUAUUACGCCUGUCAUGGCUGUUGCCAAGAAUGAGAUUGGAAACGAGGUCGUCGAAAUUGUCAACAACUUGGAUCUCGUGGAUCCGAGCCAAGCUGACUCGAGGGUAGUUGGGAUCCGUAUACCACCACGAGCUUGGUUGAUCGGCCCAGAACCUGAACUCAGACUGGCCUCACCGACCGGCUAUCGGCAAAAUCAUUUGGAGCAGGACUGCGUUGUAUGUGCCUCUUCAUUCGAUGCCGGAGCUUGUGUACGGGAGCUUCCAUGCGGACACAUGUUCCAUCAAGGCUGCAUUGACCAGUGGCUCUUGACGAGGAGUCACGAGUGUCCCUUGUGCAAACGAAGCGUCAUCACCACAGUUCUAACCUCGCCAUCGACUGAACAAAAUGCCUAG
Messenger RNA from Penicillium oxalicum, 1290 nucleotides. RefSeq names its product E3 ubiquitin-protein ligase RNF103. NCBI's taxonomy places the organism in Eukaryota, Fungi, Ascomycota, Eurotiomycetes, Eurotiales, Aspergillaceae. The transcript has 3 exons. The record is from RefSeq and is a predicted model, not a curated record. Bases 1 to 1290 code for a protein of 429 amino acids.